This is a messenger RNA of Megalopta genalis, 2988 nucleotides long. RefSeq names its product threonine--tRNA ligase (gene ThrRS). Gene Ontology annotation, molecular function: threonine-tRNA ligase activity; ATP binding. Gene Ontology annotation, cellular component: cytoplasm; mitochondrion. Gene Ontology annotation, biological process: threonyl-tRNA aminoacylation. The record is from RefSeq and is a predicted model, not a curated record. NCBI's taxonomy places the organism in Eukaryota, Metazoa, Arthropoda, Insecta, Hymenoptera, Halictidae.
CUAGGCCGCUUCAAUAUGGUGGACGUUAUGAGUGACGACGUGGUGAAUAACGUGCAAAACCAGAAUUUAAAGGAAGAAAAGGCAUGAACAUAGUUAAUUUUUUAUCAGAUUUUUAUAAAUUUCAUUUUUAGCAUUAAAAUAUGUUGUCGAGUUUGCGUAUUUGCAGUUCUAGAAACUUGUAUAAUGUUUCGAUGCGGCCACAUGCUUCUUGGGCGAAGAUGAUGAAGAAAAAAAAGAAUGCUGUCACUGAUGAGAAAACUGUUUCUGAAUUAAAACCUUGGCCCAAUUAUAUUCAGGAUCGUAUAAUAUUAUGGGACAAGUUAAAAGCAGAAUAUGAAGCAGAAUUAGCUUCAAAAUCAGUUACUGAUAUAAAAGUAACUCUUCCUGAUGGAAAAGAAGUUGUUGGCCAAUCUUGGCGUACAACACCAUACGAAGUAGCAAAAAGCAUUAGUCAAGGUUUAGCAGAUAAUACCAUCAUUGCAAAAGUUAACAAUGAGCUGUGGGAUCUGGAUAGACCAUUGGAAUCCAAUUGCAAACUAGAACUUCUUAAGUUUGAUAGCCACGAUGGUCAACAAGUAUUUUGGCAUUCCAGUGCACACAUUUUGGGAGAAGCUAUGGAAAGGGUAUACGGUGGUUGCUUAUGCUAUGGCCCACCAAUUGAGAAUGGAUUUUACUAUGAUAUGUACCUAGGUGAUAAGGGUAUAUCAAAUCUAGAUUUUCCAUUCUUGGAAACCCUUUAUAAAACUAUAGUUAAAGAGAAACAGCCGUUUGAAAGAUUAGAAAUGACAAAGGAAGAGCUAUUAGAGAUGUUUAAGUACAAUGAAUUCAAAGUUCGUAUUAUUAAUGAAAAAAUAAAUACACCUAAGACCACAGUUUACAGGUGUGGCCCUUUGAUCGAUUUGUGUAGAGGGCCACACAUUAGACACACUGGAAAGGUAAAAGCUAUCAAAGUCACUAAAAAUUCCUCCACCUAUUGGGAAGGAAAUGCUAAUGCAGAAUCUUUGCAAAGACUUUAUGGCAUCAGCUUUCCAGACACCAAACAGCUGAAAGAGUGGGAGAAAUUUCAAGAAGAAGCUGCUAAACGAGAUCACAGGAAAAUAGGAAAAGAGCAAGAACUAUACUUUUUCCAUGAACUUUCUCCAGGAUCAUGUUUCUUCCAACCACGUGGAGCGCAUAUUUAUAAUACUUUGGUAGAAUUUAUUCGGUCCGAAUAUAGAAAGAGAGGUUUUCAAGAAGUAGUUACACCUAAUAUUUAUAACAGCAAAUUGUGGCAAACGUCUGGCCACUGGCAGCACUAUGCAGAUAACAUGUUCUCGUUUGACGUUGAGAAAGAAACAUUCGCGCUUAAACCGAUGAAUUGUCCUGGCCAUUGCAUGAUAUUUGACGUACGGAACAGAUCUUGGCGUGAAUUGCCAUUGAGAAUGGCUGACUUCGGAGUGUUGCACAGGAAUGAAAUGUCUGGUGCAUUGACUGGACUUACCAGAGUCAGACGUUUCCAGCAGGACGAUGCACAUAUAUUCUGCUCGGUAGAACAAAUUAAAGACGAAGUGCUGGGCGCGUUGGACUUCUUACGUCACGUGUACUCUGUUUUUGGUUUCACGUUCAACUUGUGUCUAUCCACGAGACCGGAAAAAUAUUUGGGAGAUAUAGAAAUGUGGAAUCAGGCUGAGAAAGCGUUGGAAGAUAGUUUGAACACGUUUGGAGCAGAGUGGACAAUUAAUCCAGAAGAUGGUGCGUUCUACGGCCCAAAAAUUGAUAUAACGAUUAUGGAUGCUUUAAGGAGGCCUCAUCAGUGUGCCACAAUUCAAUUGGACUUCCAAUUACCAAUUAGAUUUAAUUUGUCUUAUGUUAACGAGGCUAGUGAGAAAACGAGGCCAGUAAUCAUUCACAGGGCCAUCCUAGGCUCCGUCGAAAGAAUGAUUGCGAUUUUAACUGAAUCCUAUGCUGGGAAGUGGCCAUUCUGGUUGUCUCCGCGGCAAGCAAUGGUCAUUCCAGUAAGUUCUCACUUCGACGAGUAUGCUUUCGAGGUGAAGGAUAAACUUUGGGAUGCUGGAUUCAUGGCAGAGGUUGAUACAGAUGCAAGUGAUACUUUGAAUAAAAAAGUACGAAAUGCUCAACUUGCACAGUUCAACUUCAUCCUUGUUGUUGGAGAAAAAGAACGCAAAGUUGGUACAGUGAAUGUUCGAACCAGGGACAACAAGGUACACGGAGAAGUUGCUGUAGACGAUUUAAUUACAAAAUUCAAGUCCUUCAAAGAGCAGAAGGAUCAGAAUUGUGAGGAAAUGUUCUAAACGAGCUUUCAUGAACAAAUGGAAUAUUUAUUUAUUUGUAGACCUUAACUUCAAUGGUAUCGGUUGUAACACAAAACCAAUAGAACUAGAAAUGACAUUCUUGAAAAUUUGUUAAAAACAAUGCACGAACCAGUUAAAUAAAUAUAUCACGCUACCGAAAUCCUGUUUCUAAGGAAAUCAUAAAGAAAUAUAGAGUAACUUUUGUAUAGAAUAUUUUACACAUAAUUCCUUGCUGAGCAAGUUAUUAUACAAUUCAACAAGAAGUUACGCAUUUAUAUCGGCGUGUUUUGUUCCAUGACACAUUAGGAAAAUAUAAAGAUGGUAAACGUAGAAAAAGCAUACUUCGCUUUUACUUACUCAGCAUUUUUUCUAAGGGACAUGUCUAUAUCUACUACUGCAUCAAGGAGUUAUCGACGAUAACUCAUUUUACUUAGAGGCUACAGAUAACAUUUGGUUACGUCCAUCUUUGUAACAGAAACAUUGAGUGUACAUCGUAAAAUGAAAUGUUCAUCUCAACGGCUGUGCUCCAUAAUUUAUUGCCGAUACGGUCAAUACGCGUAUUGCUGUAACUGCAAUUAAUGUCCUUUCAAAAUAAACUGUUGUAAAUUGUAUCUCACGUCCUCGUUAACAGAAAAUUGCCGCCUUUUAAAGAUCUCUUGUAACAACCAUUCAAAUAAAGUAGCACGUUCCACUCAAA